Symbiodinium pilosum is the source of this 1293-nucleotide messenger RNA. NCBI's taxonomy places the organism in Eukaryota, Dinophyceae, Suessiales, Symbiodiniaceae. The record is from the annotation of a GenBank genome assembly.
AUGCUCCUCGUAGUCGAUGAGCGGAUUCCUGGUACGAGUCGCGAGCGCGCGUUGGUUUUGUUUUAUCGUUGCACAGCUGGCACCAGCCGAGAGUCUGAUGACUUUGCCGAUGUCUGCCGGCUCUUCAAAUCUACCGCGCGUCCAGUAGACACUGAGCUGGCAGGCCGAAAGCCUGGAUAUCCUGAAAGCUAUUUUGCGCGGUUCCCACUCCACGAGGAUGCUCUUCGGCUGGUGAUCGGAAAGCUGCAGACCGGGGACGUCUAUGAAGCCUCGCGACACUAUCCCUUGCCGGAGCAUCGUUCCCAUGGUCUCUCCGCCCAAGCAGGGAUGCUUUACGUAUCCCUCUUCUUCCAAGUCAAGACUUUAGAGUCUGAUGCCAUUGCCAUGCGGGAGAUCGUUGACCGGCACUUCGGUGAUGUCUGGGUGAUCGCCUAUGCCUUGGGAUACACUGCCGAUCUGCUGCUGAUGUGGGCACCGUAUCCUGCAGCGCGACAGGCGCUGAGCAACGCAAUAACAGCAGGCACCGUCCGCCAGCUUCAAGAGUCGCACCUGGAUCGCUUGUCCAAGACAAGGUCGAAGCUGGGGGAGUACUUGGUAGAAGGUGUCCUGACAGAAGACUAUGUCUCAAGCAAGGCCCCGCAGUUGGUGAGCGUCCUCCGUGAGGCCAACACAAGCAUCCGGUGGCUGCUGCUGCAGCCCACUACCCUGGACAUGAAACUGCAGGUGGUUUGCAACAGCUCGGCCAAGAUGAAGGAGCAGCUACUGGGAACUCUGGUGGACACUGCGCUGCUGGAGGACAAGGUCAAAGGCAUCUUGGUCCCACUGGUGGCGCGGCGUGACGCUGACUGGACCCGCUUGAAAGAUGAAGCUGCACAAGCCAUGGAUGACCUGGCAGUCUAUUUCUCGGGCCAACACGCGCUGCGGCGCAACGUGCGGAACGAGGAGCUGGAGGAGUUCUUCCGGGCUCUGCAGCAGCGAAUCGAGAACUUGAGCUUCCAUUCCCAGGAGGACCUCCUGGCGCUGGGAAGGAAGGUGGCGCAGAUCAACAAGGCACUAGAGGAGGUGGCCCUUUUCCAUGAAGUCAGCCAGCAGCCUCAGAUUCUGCACUUCCUCAGCGAUGCCCGCGCUCUGCUCCAGAGGAUGCUCCGUACCGCGAGCCUCAGUACGGACGUUCUCGAAACCAUCGAGACGGUUGCAGACCUCUCCUAUGCCUGGCGUGCCUUGGGAACCUACAAGGAGGACAUGGGCAACUUGCUGGCUGCUUCUGGGUUGUUGUUGAGGAACUUAGAUUGA